AUGUCUCCAACCGAGAUUCACCAACUUAACUUUGGUCCCAUCACGGCCCAUGCUUUCAAUAAAGACCGAACACAGGUUGCAGUUUGUCCUAAUAAUAAUGAAGUACAAAUAUAUAUAAAGGCUGGUAAAGGCUGGAAUUUAAUACAUACUUUAGCUGAACACGAUAAACUUGUAACAGGCAUCGAUUGGGCUCCAGAAUCAAAUCGACUGGUUACAAGUUCUCAAGAUCGUAAUACUUAUGUAUGGAACUUUGAUACAGAAACCAAUGAGUGGAAACCAACUUUAGUGUUGCUUCGAAUUAAUCGUGCUGCAACAUUUGUUCGGUGGUCUCCACAUGAAAAUAAAUUCGCUGUUGCUUCUGGAGCGCGUGUUAUUGCUGUAUGCUACUUUGAUGAAGAACAUAAUUGGUGGACUAGUAAACAUCUGAAAAAACCAAUUAGAAGUACUGUAUUAAGUCUUGAUUGGCAUCCCAACAAUGUACUCUUGGCCGCGGGUAGUGCCGAUUUCAAGGCACGUGUUUUCUCGGCUUUUAUUAAGGGCGUUGAUCAAAAACCACCACCAACAGCUUGGGGUGACAAACUUCCAUUCAAUACUAUCUGCGGUGAAUUUUCCAAUGGCAGUGGUGGAUGGAUUCAUUGCGUUGCCUUUUCGCCAAGUGGUGACGCAUUAGCUUUUUCAGGUCACGAUUCUGUCAUCAGUAUUGCUUAUCCCGGGGGUGCUAUUCAAAGUGUUGGAUUGACUAGUUUACCAUAUUUAAGUUUAAUUUGGACAUCUGAAAAAAACAUCAUUGCAGCUGGUUAUGAUUUCACACCCGUAUUAUUCGAAAAUACUAAUGAAGGAUGGAAACUGUCAAGAGUAAUUGAUGUAGGAAAGAAAAAAGUUGUGGGCGAAUCAACUGCUUUUAAUAUGUUCCGCGAUUGGGAUACAAAAGGUAUCUCCUCUCGUAGUAAUAAUGACGACUCUGAAUUGAAUACUAUUCAUCAAAAUACGAUCACUUCGAUUCGACCUUAUUCGGUAAUACAUGGAAAUGUAAAACAGUUUUCAACAAGCGGAUUAGAUGGGAAGUUAGUUAUUUGGGAUUUGGAAAGUCUUUGA
Messenger RNA from Funneliformis caledonium, 1095 nucleotides. NCBI's taxonomy places the organism in Eukaryota, Fungi, Glomeromycota, Glomeromycetes, Glomerales, Glomeraceae. The record is from the annotation of a GenBank genome assembly.